This is a messenger RNA of Microthlaspi erraticum, 2148 nucleotides long. NCBI's taxonomy places the organism in Eukaryota, Viridiplantae, Streptophyta, Magnoliopsida, Brassicales, Brassicaceae. The record is from the annotation of a GenBank genome assembly.
AUGAUGCAGAGACGGAGUCCGCCGAAGCACAGGCACGACGGAACGUCGCCGCUUCCACUGGGGAUGGAUUGGAGCCCUCCGCCGCGCAAAUGGAAUGGUAGAGAUACUGUUUGGCCUCAUGACCCUCGAACCGGAUGGAGUUAUUGUGUUACAUUACCUUCGUGGGUUGUUCUUCCAAAAUCAAGAAAUUCAGAUCCUGUAGUGUUUUACAGGGUCCAGAUUAGUGUGCAAUCCCCUGAAGGUGUUACCACAAUGCGAGGAGUGUUGAGAAGAUUUAAUGAUUUCUUAAAGCUAUUAACGGAUCUUAAAAGAGCAUUUCCCAAAAAAAUUUUUCCAUCAGCUCCACCCAAAGGGAUGUUGCGUAUGAAAAGCAGAGCAGUGUUAGAAGAGAGAAGGUGCUCUCUUGAGGAGUGGAUAACGAAGCUAUUAUCUGAUAUAGAUCUGGCAAGAAGUGUGGUAGUUGCAUCCUUUCUUGAACUAGAAGCUGCUGCUAGGUCUGCAUGCCAAGAUGUUGAUCAGAAUACUUCUGAUGCCGAUAAUGAUAGAAAUAGCACAAGUUCGUCACCUAUGUUGCACCCAAGUUUGAGCUUGUUUCAAGCUGGCGGCAGUUCUUCUCUCACAUCUGACUAUGGCAGUGAUACUGCUUAUGAAACAUCUGAGCUUGGAUCUCCAAGUGUAGGACAGGAUGAUAUUUCUGAAAUCGGUACCGAAGAUCUAACUCUGGAUGAAGAAGUGACAAAUCCAAUAGAGAAGCUUGUUAACUUUAGCAUGUCCAACAUUGACGAGGGACUUUCAAUGAGCCAAACUAUUCUAGAGCAGCUUGAAGAUUUUCCCAAACAUAAAGUCCGCUCAAGAUAUGUCAAUAAUGGAAAUGCUUCUAAAGGUGUAUUUCUUGCUAACAACGGCUCACGACUUUUCUCUGAACCAGAGUCAUCAACUCACUCGGUAAUGCAUGAUAGAAAGUUUUCUAUGGAGAGUGCUGACGGGUUUUCUCUACACACCGGUGAGACAUCGACAUCUGGUCUCCUAAGUUCAAGCAGUGAUAGCCACCUGGAUCUACGCCAAGGUCCUGGUGUAUCGCUUGGAGCUGGGAUUGUUUGUAACCCGGAUAGGCAGGGUAGUGCACAGAUAGUUCUUCCACUGGACCUGCGCAAUAAACUGAGCCGGAUUCUGUUAGCCACGAAUGAGAGACUUGUCAAUGCAAAAACAGAUAUGGAGGACCUUAUAGCAAGGCUAAAUCAAGAGAUAGCGGUGAAAGAAUACCUGAACAGAAAGGUUAAUGACCUAGAAGGGGAACUUGAAACUACUAAGCAGAGAAGCAAAGAGAAUUUGGAGCAAGCUAUUAUGACCGAGAGGGAAAGGAUAACUCAGAUGCAGUGGGACAUGGAAGAACUUAGACAAAAGUCAUACGAAAUGGAAAUGAAAUUAAAAUCUAGAGAGCAGGAUGGGAGCUCACAUGCAGAAGCCACUGAACAGUCAACUAUUUCGGAGAGACAUGUAAUGUCAAAAGAAUUGGAUGCCAGGAAACAACAACUGGAGGAUCUCUCCAGGCGAUACGAAGAAUUAGAGGCAAAAUCAAAAGCAGAUGUUAAAAUUCUUGUCAAAGAGGUCAAAUCUCUGAGGCGUUCACAUGUGGAACUAGAAAAGGAGCUGACUCAAUCUUUGACAGAUAAAACUGAAGCAGAGAAACUACUCCAACAGGAAAGAAAACUAGUUGAGAACACAGUAGCGGCUAGGAAAAAGUUGCUUAGUGAUUGCAGAAUUCUCCACGACCGACUUAAAGAGUACAACUUGAAUUUGUCAAUGGACGGAAACGGUAACCUUGUAGAGGACUCAGCUACAGUAUCAGACGCUUUGCGUUUGCUGUCUGUAUCUGACGAUCAAAUUGAGGAGGCUCAGCUGCUUGCCGGGUUUGAUGAAAAUGCGGUCGAUAAAUCUCUCAGCGUGGAUAGUGAAACAAGGAGCAUGGAGGACGAGUUGAGGAAGGUAUUGGCAGAUAUCUUUGUUGAGAACGCGAAGCUUAGAAAACAGGUGAACUCUGCAAUGCUGCGUGCUCUCCAGAAAGAAGUAAAGACCACCGAAGAUGUGAAUGAGGAAAAUGGUGAUGAUGAGAAAGAGGAGGCGUCAACAGAAACAGUGAACAGAUAG